Coffea eugenioides is the source of this 1489-nucleotide messenger RNA. RefSeq lists its product as uncharacterized. The coding region runs from base 1 to 1209 and encodes 402 amino acids. The record is from RefSeq and is a predicted model, not a curated record. Lineage: Eukaryota; Viridiplantae; Streptophyta; Magnoliopsida; Gentianales; Rubiaceae. The transcript has 6 exons. Gene Ontology annotation, biological process: morphogenesis of a branching structure.
AUGGGGUUGAGGAUCCAAAAUGCAGUUGAUUUCCCACUAAGCCGUUUUAGCCAAGGAGGCAGCUAUAGCCUUCUUCUUCUUCUGGGCAAAUACUCAUUCUUCUUCUUCUUCUUCUUCUUCUUGUUUGAGACCAGAGAUCACAUUUCACCACUACUGCCUAUUACUAGUACCCAAAUGAAGAUCUUCAAUUGGGUGCACCGUCGCUUUAUUCCUAGAGAUGGAUUGGGUCAGAACCAUGUGAAAAAGCAUGAAGAGAUCCCCCUGGCUAACAGCAAUGAUGAUCAUGCAGAAGACACAGCAGCCCUACUGCUUGACAAGGUUGUCCCGGAUGAUGAUGAUGAUGAUGAGAUGCUCCAACUAUUCCAGGGUCAUAAUUAUGAUGGUUGGGGUGGAGCUGGGGCUGGUAUUCUAUCCAUUGGCACAUUUGGGCUCGACAAAACUCUGGGCAUCAAUAUUCAUCCUGAACCAAAUAAUAAGGAGUUUUUCGGGCUGAGAGGUAAGGAUGACGAUCAAGAACCGGAAUCAGAAGAUGACGACGACCGACAACGCUGUGACGAGGAGGAGGAGUCUGAUCAUCAUGAUGAUGUGGAAGAUGAUAAUGAUGAAAUCGACUGCGAAGAAGAAUGGAACCCUUUGGUGUACGACAAAAGUGGUGCUCAAAGGCCAAUCAAUGCUUCUGCCCUCGUCAUCGGCAACAGCAGCAUUCAUAAUGAUGCCAAACCUGUGCGUCCUCCUCCAGGUAACCUCCAGCUGCAGCCGGACACCCCUGAUCACGACGACGAGCACAUUCAUAGCAACUACUCCAGCUACAGGAGGAUCAUGAUCAACACCAAGAAGGAGAAGGAAAGAAUCACUCUGGCCGACCUGUUUUCCGCUGAUUCUGAUGAUGCGAUUUGGAUGGACGGGACUGCCAAAAACAACAUCCCAAGUUGUGAUUACUUGCAAGCGCAGUGCAUCAAGAACCAAGCCGCCAGUGCCACUCCGCACCCUCCUGACCGUGCUAAACCCAAGAACGGAACGUUACUGUUCCCCAAGAAACUCAUCCCUCUGGUCAAACAAGAUUCACGUCCCAUUCAGAAAUUGCACGGGCUGAUGAAGAGGAUGUUGAAGAGAAAAAUUCACCCGGACGUUGUGGCAGCUGGGAAGAACAACGCCUGCGCUGCCAAUGAAUCGGUUUCCCUUCUUCAAAGUCAAGAUAAAAACAUGUGAGCUGUGAGCAAAGCAGCUGCCUACCAUGUCUCAGGAGAUCCUCUACUUUGCAGCUCUCUUAGAGAACAAGUAUCAAUUUAAUCUACCUUUGGUGAUUUCUGUCAUGACGAGAUUAAUAGUCUUUUGUGAGUUUAGUCACUUCAAUCGCUUUGAAAAUGCUGUGUCAUUCGAACAUCUUAUUUGGGUUAUUUGCUUUAGCUGCCGGUAUUUGGUAUGAACAGAUGGCGUUUGUUGUCAUGCAUCUGUACGUAUGAUAUAUAUUCGCUUGUACUUCCUUUUU